Sphenostylis stenocarpa is the source of this 1110-nucleotide messenger RNA. Lineage: Eukaryota; Viridiplantae; Streptophyta; Magnoliopsida; Fabales; Fabaceae. The record is from the annotation of a GenBank genome assembly.
AUGCCCCCGGGACUUGUCUCCAAUCUCCAAGAAGUGCUUCUCAGCCGCAAAGGCGAUUCCAAUUCGGACUCCAAUGCGGAGCAGGAACAAUCCAGCGAGGCCCCGGAGCCCGUUGAAUUCGAUGAGUCCAAGCCUGUUGUGUUGGUCACCAACAGCGAUGGCGUCGAUUCCCCGGGCCUCACGCACCUUGUUCAAGCUCUCGUUCAAGAAGGCCUCUACAAUGUCCACUUCUGCGUUCCUCAAUCGGACAAAUCGGCUUCGGGGCACUCCGUAACCCUCCGAGAAACUGUUGAAGCCGCUUCUGCCAAAGUUAGUGGCGCCACCGGGUUUGAGAUUUCAGGAACUCCUGUAGAUUGUGUUUCACUGGCGUUAUCUGGAGCGUUGUUUUCGUGGUCAAAGCCUAUGCUGGUUGUUAGUGGGAUUAACCGGGGUUCAAACUGUGGUCAUCACAUGUUCUACUCAGGGGUUGUUGCUGGUGCCAGGGAGGCAUUGUUAUGCGGUGUACCGGCAUUAUCGAUAUCGUUGAAUUGGAAGAAGGAUGGAAGUCAAGAAAACGAUUUCAAGGAUGCUGUAUCAGUCUGUUUACCUUUAGUAAACGCAGCUAUUAAGGAUGUUGAAAAGGGAACAUUUCCCAAAAACUGUUUUUUAAAUAUAGAAAUCCCCACGUCUCCUUUGAGUAACAAGGGCUUCAAAUUGACCAAGCAAAGUUUGUUGAGAUCCACCCCCAACUGGCUAGCGGUUUCCACCAGCCGCUAUCCACCCGGUCAUUUCAUGGCCAAUCAAGUUGGCCUUGGUCUUCAGAUUGCACAGCUUGGCCGAGAUGCUUCUGCAGCUGGUGCAGCUCGUCGAUUGGCUACACAGAAAAAGAAUUUGGAGAUUGUUGAAUCAACUGGAGCUGCAGGAAAAUCUGAUCCCAACAGCAUAAAGAAAUACUUCAGACUAGAGUUUUUGGACAAGGAGCAGGAAGAAGUAGACGAAGAUCUAGAUUACAGAGCACUUGAAAAUGGAUACGUUGCGGUGACUCCGGUGUCUCUUUCCCCUCGUAUUGAAACUGAUAUCCAAAUAGCAGCUUCUGAUUGGGUUUCUGCUGUGCUUCCUGGUGAAAAAUAA